This is a messenger RNA of Penicillium expansum, 1206 nucleotides long. Its product is annotated as M4 family metallopeptidase. The record is from RefSeq and is a predicted model, not a curated record. Gene Ontology annotation, biological process: proteolysis. Gene Ontology annotation, molecular function: metalloendopeptidase activity. The coding region runs from base 1 to 1206 and encodes 401 amino acids. NCBI's taxonomy places the organism in Eukaryota, Fungi, Ascomycota, Eurotiomycetes, Eurotiales, Aspergillaceae. The transcript has a single exon.
AUGGCUCCUUUAUGUGGCAUUAUACCAGAAUAUGUACUGGAGGGCAUCAUUGAAAAGGGGUUGGCACCACAGGACACUAUCCGUCGGUGCCAAUCCACUCUUGAAAAAACAAAGCAACUUCAAGAUGUUCGUGAACGUCAUCGGCAGAGUAUCGCAGCGGCUCAGCCACAACAAACCUCUCAAGGUAUUAUUCCACCUUACAUCCUUGAAACACUUGCACGGAAUGCUGCGACAGAACAACAACGCGAGGCAGCCCGCCACACACUUGCAUACAGUGCUAAGCAUCGAACAGUGGCAGGGCGUGUGCGUCAAUUGAACCGUACGGUCUACGAUGCGCAGAAUUCACGUGAUGAUCAUCCUCCCCGUGACAAAAUUCUGAUUCCAGAAGGUGGUGAACUUCUUUCGCAAGAGACUGAUCCAACAAACAAUGCAAACGAGUGCUAUGUUGGGCUUGGGAAGACUUAUGACUUCUACUUCAAUUUCUUCGGGCGAAAUUCAUUUGAUAAUAAUGGUAUCAAGCUCGAUGGCUUCGUGCAUGCUGGGGACCUCUACAACGCCUUCUUCAACGGCGAAGAGCUAGUCUUUGGUGACGGAGAUGGUGUUCUCUUUGAUGGCUUCACAGAUGAGCUCGAUGUUAUCGGUCACGAGUUUAGCCAUGGCGUGGUGGAGUUUACGAGUUUACUUCCAUACUGGUACCAGAGUGGUGCUCUCAAUGAGUCUAUUGCAGAUGCCUUUGGUAUUAUGGUAAAACAAUGGGGUGAAGGCAACCCCCAGACUGUUGACCACGCCAACUGGCUUAUUGGGGAGGGAAUCUGGGCUGCAGGUGUCAAUGGCAGGGCUCUCCGGGAUAUGGCGAAUCCUGGAACAGCUUUUGAUGAUGAUCGAGUGGGGAAAGACCCUCAGCCUGCGCACUGGAGGGAUUUCAAGAAACUCAGCAACGACAAUGGCGGUGUUCACAUCAACUCUGGCAUCCCAAAUCGCGCUUUCUUCCUUGCUGCUACUAAGAUUGGGGGAUAUGCUUGGGAAGGUGCUGGUCCUAUCUGGUACCGCGCUCUGAGCAGUGGUAAGCUUCCCACGGAUGGUGAAGCUACAUUCAAAGAGUUCGCCGAUCUUACAAUUGAGAGUGCUGGCGAGCAUGUGGAUAAAGUCAGGGAAGCUUGGACCGCCGUUGGUUAUCCAUUCCCUGAGAAGAGGCAUGAGCUGUAA